This is a messenger RNA of Apus apus (common swift), 990 nucleotides long. Its product is annotated as TOG array regulator of axonemal microtubules protein 2-like. Lineage: Eukaryota; Metazoa; Chordata; Aves; Apodiformes; Apodidae. The record is from RefSeq and is a predicted model, not a curated record. Gene Ontology annotation, biological process: microtubule cytoskeleton organization. The transcript has 7 exons. Gene Ontology annotation, cellular component: cytoplasmic microtubule; cilium. Gene Ontology annotation, molecular function: microtubule binding. The coding region runs from base 1 to 990 and encodes 329 amino acids.
AUGGAGGGAGUGAACCAGUCGCUGGCCAUUUCUCUAGACUCCCUGGAGCGUGGAGAGAAGACAGAGUGUGGGGAUGCCUGGGAAGCCAGACCCUUCUCUCAGCCCCAGCAGGUGCUACUUAUCACACUCAGGUUGCUCAGCAGCAACAACUGGGAGCAGCAGAUGAAGGGGCUCUUUGACAUCAGACACUUGGCUAUCUGCCACUCAGAAAUCCUUCUCUCUAGACUGCAUGAUGUUUCUGUGGCAAUUACCAAAGAGGUAAAAAAACACCACUCAAAGGUGUCUGGCUGUGUGGUCGUCACUCUUGGAGAGCUCUUCAAGACCUUGAGGAAGCAGAUGGACCAUGAGGUGGAUAGGAUUGCUUCAGUCUUGAUUCCGAAGUUAGGGGACUCCAGCAAGUUAAUCCGGGAAGCAGCUGAUCAGUCUCUAGGAGUGAUGGUGGUGAACGUGACUACUGCACACGCAAAAACUGCUCUCAUGGCUACUGGAGUCGGGCACUGCAACGCCCUGGUGUGGAAGUGCGCGGCCAAACCCCUGCUGACCGUGAUGGGGCACAUGGGAGCUGAGAAGCUCCUGUCGGACACGUGCGGCAGGACCCGGCUGCUGCUGUGCGCGCUGAAAGUCCCUCACACCUCAGUUGGCACUGUGGAAGACACUGGACAGCUCCUGGGGCUUAAAGGUCUCCUGACAGCCCAGGAGUUUCAGUCACGAAUGAAGGGACUGGCACUCCUCCUGGAUCACUGCAAAAGCAACCCCCAGUUAAUUUCCAGUAACAUUUUCCAGAUUUUUGGUGUUUUGGUCCUGACACUUCAGGACUCCCACAAGAGAGUGAGCCAGCAGGCGCUGGAGGUGUUUGCUGUAAUAAUACCCAUAGUCAGAGGUGCCCUAAAGCCAGUGAUGCCCCAUCUCAUGACAGCAGUCCUUAGCAACCUGAACUCGAAGGACUCAGGGAUUUAUGCCAUGGCUGUGAAGGUGUUGGAAGCAAUCUAG